This is a messenger RNA of Eutrema salsugineum, 3663 nucleotides long. RefSeq names its product translation initiation factor IF-2, chloroplastic. Gene Ontology annotation, molecular function: translation initiation factor activity; GTPase activity; GTP binding. Bases 350 to 3415 code for a protein of 1021 amino acids. Lineage: Eukaryota; Viridiplantae; Streptophyta; Magnoliopsida; Brassicales; Brassicaceae. Gene Ontology annotation, biological process: translational initiation. The transcript is spliced from 13 exons. The record is from RefSeq and is a predicted model, not a curated record.
AUUUCAGGCAUAGAAGCAGCCACACCCACACAAGCUCAAGUUCAAAGUUAUCCCUGCACUUCUUCCUUCCUUCACUUAUCUUCUUCAUCUCUUCGUCUCUCUCUUUCUCUCUCUCUCUAUAUCUCUCCAAUAUUGCUCAUUAAUUCUUAAACUAGCUUUGAUGAUAUCGGAAACGAUUCGUCGAUAAUCCCAAUUUCUUUUUUGAAUUUUCGUAGUUUUUUUUGGGUCGUUUCUGGGUCGAAAUUCGUAGGAAUUUCUUCUAUGCGAAAUUGGAAGGAGAUAAAGCUUCUGAUGCUGUAGUGAAUUUGCGAAUUUUGUUUGGUCUUGUUCGUUUACUGGGUUGAUUGAAAUGCCGUCGAUGCUGGUUCUCGUCGGCACAAUGCCGUCGCUGGCUUCUCUGGUUAGUCUAGGUGGUGCUGGUGCAAGUGUUUCCGGAACGAGUUCGUCGGAUGCAUCGUAUGCAUUAGUUAAGAGGGUUUCUUUGUCAAGGAGAAGCGUUAAGGGAACUAAGAGAUGGUUGUGUAGAUAUUCUGUUUCGUCUUCAACUGCUACUAGUACUACUGACUUCAUUGCUGAGCAAAACAACAGCUCAGCUUCUAUAGAUUCUAACUCUUUCAAAGGAAGUAAAGAAGGGGAUGAUAGUGAGAUCGUGUUGAAGCAGGCUCCUAAACCUUUGUUGAAACCCCCUGUGGCAAGGGUAGAAAGGGGUUUGGGGGUCAAUUCUUCUGCUCCUUGGAGUAAGGAGUUAUCCAACGGGGGUAAGUUUGAUGGAGAAGAAGAGAGGAAUAAGGUUAUUGAAUCUCUUGGCGAAGUGUUAGAUAAAGCUGAGAGGCUGGAGAUUCCUAAACCGGGUAACAAAGAAGGUGGUGAGGCUGUUAAACCGUCACAGCCCACUACCAGCAGUAGUAACUCGAGGAAUGCUAGCUCUGCGAGUGGUGGAGGGACAAGGAAGACGAAAACUAUGAAGAGUGUGUGGCGUAAGGGAGAUGCUGUUGCAGCUGUGAAAAAAGUUGUCAAGGAGUCACCUAAAAUCGAACCUAGAUCGAGAGAGGAGGAAGAGGUGAAUUCCAAAGCCGGCACUCAAUUGGCACCAGCUCAGCCACCUCUAAGACCUCAGCCACCUGUAAGACCUCAACCAAAGCUACAAGGGAGGCCUAUGGUAGCUCCGCCACCUGUAAAGAAACCCAUCUUAAAAGAUCUUGGUAUGGCAUCAAAACCGUCAGGUCCCAUCUUGAAAGAUCUUGGUAUGGCAGCAAAACCUUCAGUUUCGGAAGAGGUUGAUUCUAGCAUUAAAACUAAAGAAAGGAAGCCUAUUUUGGUUGAUAAAUUUGCUUCCAAGAAAAAAAGUGUUGAUCCUGUGGCCUCUCAGGCUGUGUUAGCCCCUACUAAGCCUGGAAAGGGUCCUCCCUCUAACAAGUUCAGAGUUGAGCACCGUAAUAAAAAAAAUGCGUCAGCUAGUCCAAGACGAAGAAUUGUUGCUGAAGAUGAUGGUGACGAAGAUACAUUCUCCAUUCCUGGAUCAGCUCGAAAAGGGAGAAAAUGGAGUAAAGCUAGUAGGAAGGCUGCAAGACUCCAGGCUGCCAAAGACGCAGCACCUGUUAAAGCUGAAAUAUUAGAGGUAGAGGAAGAAGGCAUGUCCAUCGAGGAUUUGGCUUACAACCUAGCCAUUGGUGAAGGUGACAUCCUUGGGUAUCUAUAUUCAAAAGGGAUUAGACCUGAUGGUGUGCAGACCUUGGACAGAGAGAUGGUGAGGAUGAUUUGCGAAAAAAGGAGGUUUAGGUUUUUUAAAAUUGACAUAAAACUUGAUUUGGACAAGUUAGAAGACAGGCCUCCUGUCAUCACUAUAAUGGGUCAUGUGGACCAUGGAAAGACAACUCUUCUAGACUAUAUCAGAAAAAGCAAGGUUGCAGCUUCAGAAGCAGGGGGAAUUACACAAGGAAUUGGUGCAUACAAGGUGUCAGUGCCUGUUGAUGGGCAGUUGCAGUCCUGCGUUUUCCUUGAUACUCCUGGACAUGAGGCAUUUGGUGCAAUGAGAGCUCGCGGAGCACGGGUCACUGACAUCGCAAUCAUUGUGGUUGCUGCUGAUGAUGGAAUUCGUCCUCAAACAAAUGAAGCAAUAGCUCACGCAAAGGCUGCUGCUGUCCCUAUAGUCAUAGCUAUUAAUAAGAUAGAUAAGGACGGAGCUAGUCCAGAGAGAGUAAUGCAAGAGCUUUCUUCAAUUGGUUUGAUGCCUGAAGAUUGGGGUGGUGAUGUUCCGAUGGUUCAGAUCAGUGCGUUGAAAGGGGAGAAUAUCGAUGAUCUGUUGGAAACUGUCAUGCUUGUUGCAGAGCUGCAAGAGUUGAAAGCAAAUCCACACAGAAAUGCCAAAGGCAUAGUUAUUGAGGCUGGACUUGAUAAAGCGAAAGGACCAUUUGCAACAUUCAUUGUUCAGAAGGGCACUUUGAAAAAAGGGGAUGUUGUUGUUUGUGGAGAAGCUUUCGGAAAGGUACGAGCUUUAUUUGAUCACAGUGGGGAACGAGUUGAUGAAGCUGGACCCUCCAUACCUGUACAGGUGAUUGGUUUAAAUAAUGUGCCCAUUGCUGGUGACGAAUUUGAGAUUGUUUCUUCCCUUGAUGUGGCGCGUGAGAUGGCAGAGGCACGUGCAGUAUCACUACGAGAUGAAAGAAUAUCUGCAAAGGCUGGGGAUGGAAAGGUCACGCUUUCUUCUUUAGCUUCUGCUGUAUCAGCGAAAAAGAUGUCAGGCUUAGAUUUGCAUCAGCUUAAUAUCAUCUUAAAGGUCGAUGUACAGGGAUCCAUUGAAGCUGUCAGACAAGCCCUGCAAGUCCUCCCUCAGGAGAAUGUUACCUUGAAAUUUUUGCUACAAGCGACAGGGGAUGUGAGCAACAGUGAUGUUGAUCUUGCAUCAGCAAGUGAAGCCAUCAUUUUUGGAUUUAAUGUUAAAGCAUCUGGCUCUGUUAAAAAAGCUGCAGAAAACAAAGGAGUUGAAAUCCGACUAUAUAGAGUUAUCUAUGAGCUUAUUGACGAUGUGCGAAACGCAAUGGAAGGACUUCUCGAGUCUGUUGAGGAACAAAUCCCAAUAGGCUCAGCAGAAGUUCGAGCUACUUUCAGCAGUGGAAGCGGUCGUGUGGCUGGAUGCAUGGUGAAUGAAGGGAAGUUUGUCAAAGAUUGUGGCAUCAGAGUGAUUCGGAAGGGUAAAACUGUCCACGUUGGUGUCCUUGAUUCUCUUAAGCGAGUUAAAGAAAAUGUGAAAGAGGUGAGUGCUGGAUUAGAAUGUGGAAUUGGUAUGGAUGACUACGACGAUUGGAUUGAAGGAGACAUCAUCGAGGCCUUUAACGCGGUUCAAAAGAGGCGAACGCUAGAAGAAGCAUCGGCUUCAAUGUCUGCUGCGAUUGAAGAAGCUGGAGUUGAAUUGUAAUUCCAAAGUCAUCAAAGAAACUAAAGCAAACAGAAAAAAGCAGAGCCUCAGGGUCACACCAGUUUGAUUGGUACGUUGUUUGUAUGGUCUCAUUUUGUAUAUGGCAAAUGCUUCUACAUUUGGUUGAUUGAUGUAGGAUAAAAGACCCCAAAUGUAACAAAUCUUGAAAAGAAAUCACAAAAUAUUAUAAAUUUAAUAUUUGUAUAAAUUCACUACUUUUGGUUGUGUUAUUCAUUAGGAUUAAUCUA